This is a messenger RNA of Alexandromys fortis (reed vole), 468 nucleotides long. Its product is annotated as FUN14 domain-containing protein 2-like. The record is from RefSeq and is a predicted model, not a curated record. NCBI's taxonomy places the organism in Eukaryota, Metazoa, Chordata, Mammalia, Rodentia, Cricetidae. The transcript has a single exon. Gene Ontology annotation, cellular component: mitochondrial outer membrane. Bases 16 to 468 code for a protein of 150 amino acids. Gene Ontology annotation, biological process: autophagy of mitochondrion.
UCGCAGCUCACAGAGAUGGCCGCGAACAGUCAAGAGCACUUUGAUGCUUAUGAGGCAUUGGAUCUUACAGAAUUUGGCAAAAACCAGCCUUGGUGGCGCAAACUUUUUGGGCAGGAGACACGGUCUGCGGGCGAGAAGUACAGUGUGGCAACCCAGCUCCUGAUUGGCGGCAUCACGGGCUGGUGCACUGGCUUCAUAUUCCAGAAAGUUGGAAAGCUGGCUGCCACAGCGGUGGGAGGGGGCAUUAUUCUCCUUGAGCUCGCAAACCAUACUGGCCACAUCAAAGUUGACUGGAAUCGCGUAGAGAAGGACAUGAAAAAGGCCAAGGAACAGCUGAAGAUUCGGAAGAGCGCCCAAUUACCAACUGAGGUCAAGAGCAAAGCUGAGGAGUUGGUGUCGUUCAUAAAGCAGAAUGUAUUAGUAACUGGAGGAUUUUUUGGAGGCUUUCUGCUCGGUAUGGCAUCCUAA